This is a messenger RNA of Hyla sarda, 1700 nucleotides long. It is a transcript of the gene KCNJ11, whose product is annotated as potassium inwardly rectifying channel subfamily J member 11. The record is from RefSeq and is a predicted model, not a curated record. Lineage: Eukaryota; Metazoa; Chordata; Amphibia; Anura; Hylidae. Gene Ontology annotation, molecular function: ATP-activated inward rectifier potassium channel activity. Bases 332 to 1501 code for a protein of 389 amino acids. The transcript has a single exon. Gene Ontology annotation, biological process: potassium ion import across plasma membrane; regulation of monoatomic ion transmembrane transport. Gene Ontology annotation, cellular component: plasma membrane.
GUGUCUCCAUCAGUCCGGUGGAUGCUCGGCCGCCUGGAGGUCGCUGUCUCCUCCUGUACUGCAGCAGUGUAGUCCCCGGCCCCGCUCCCCCUCCCGGUGAUUGGCGGGCACAGAUGGAGAGCCUCGCCGGGCGGCAGCAGUCAGUAGCCCGGGCAGAGCUCUCCGGUGGCGGGCGGCAGCAGUCAGCAUCCCGGGCAGAGCUCUCCGGUGGCGGGCGGCAGCAGUCAGCAGCCCGAGCAGAGCUCUCCGGUGGCGGGCGGCAGCAGUCAGUAGCCCGAGCAGAGCUCUCCGGUGGCGGGCGGCAGCAGUCACAAGCCCGGGCAGUGCAGUCAUGCUGUCCCGGAAGGGUCUGAUCCCGGAGGAGUACGUGCUCACCCCCCGCCUGGCCGAGGACAUCUCUGAGCCCAAGUACCGGGAGAAGGAGCGGCGGGCGAGGUUUGUGGCCAAAAACGGGACUUGCAAUGUGGCCCACAAGAACAUCCGUGAGCAGGGCCGCUUCCUACUGGAUGUCUUCACCACGGUGGUGGACCUACGGUGGCAUCACACCCUCCUCAUCUUCACCAUGUCCUUCCUCUGCACCUGGCUGCUCUUUGGGAUGAUCUGGUGGCUCAUUGCCUUUGCCCAUGGUGACCUGGACCGGACUGACGAAGACUUUGUGCCAUGUGUGACCAGUGUCCAGUCCUUCACCGCAGCCUUCCUCUUCUCCAUCGAGGUGCAGGUGACCAUUGGCUUUGGGGGACGCAUGAUCACUGAGGAAUGUCCAGCAGCCAUCCUGGUCCUCAUCAUCCAGAACAUUGUCGGCCUGGUCAUCAACGCCAUAAUGUUGGGCUGCAUUUUCAUGAAGACGGCGCAGGCCCAUCGCAGAGCAGAGACCCUCAUCUUCAGUAAGCACGCAGUCAUCGCUCUACGCAACGGUAAGCUCUGCCUCAUGUUCCGGGUGGGGGAUCUAAGGAAGAGCAUGAUCAUCAGCGCCACCAUUCACAUGCAGGUGGUCAAGAAGUCCAGCAGCCUGGAGGGUGAGGUGCUGCCCCUCAACCAGAUUGACAUCCAGAUGGAGAACCCCAUCAGCACCAACGGCAUCUUCCUGGUAUCUCCACUCAUCAUCUGCCACACCAUCAAUAAGGACAGUCCACUCUACGACAUCUCCGCCUCAGAUCUCACCCACCAACAGGACCUGGAGGUCAUCGUCAUCCUGGAGGGGGUGGUUGAGACGACCGGAAUUACCACCCAAGCCAGGACGUCCUACCUGGCCGAUGAGAUCCUGUGGGGUCAGCGCUUUGUGCCCAUCAUAUCAGAAGAGGACGGCAGGUACUCAGUGGACUACUCCAAGUUUGGAAACACGGUCAAGGUGCCCACUCCGACCUGUACAGCAAGAAAGCUGGAGGAGGAGCAUGGCACCCUAGAUAUUCGCUCAUUUUCCCCCAAAAGUACAGUCCGCAGACGAAACAUGUCCAUCAAGGUAAAACCAAAGUUCACACUUUUUGAUGAGGAUCCAACCUGACCCUGGGCCCCAAGACUCCUCCAGAUCUGAUUUAGUCUAUGCAGCACUCAUGACUACUCCAGAUCUGGUAACUUCUAUGCAGCAAUGGUCCCUCAGGAGAAGCAGAGCAGCAGUUUUUCACUUUUUAUUCACAUUUUGCUGUUUUCUGCAGAUAAUCGCACAUGUCUUAGCAAUGUCUUGAAGAUUCCUCCUGUAACGA